Meloidogyne enterolobii is the source of this 375-nucleotide messenger RNA. The record is from the annotation of a GenBank genome assembly. NCBI's taxonomy places the organism in Eukaryota, Metazoa, Nematoda, Chromadorea, Rhabditida, Meloidogynidae.
AUGGAGGCUUGGUUUCUGAUUGUACAUGAUCGUUGCGGAGGUGUUUUGUCUGAAAUAAAGAAGGGAAUUGUUGCUUUAAGUCAAAAGAUUGUUGGACCAUGUGCAUUAAUUCAAGGAGCUUUGCCAAGCAUUUUAAGAGAUACACCUUCCGAAUUCUUUGACAACACUAAAAAACUUUUGGCUUCAAAUGCUUCUAUAGUAUAUGAUAAAUUAAGUAGAGUUCCUGGAUUGAGACCAUUGAAGCCACAAGGUGCCAUGUAUAUGAUGGUUGGAUUUGAUCCUUCUCUCUUUGGUGAUGAGACUAAAUUUGUGCGUGGUCUGAUUUCUGAAGCUCUUGAGAAGUUAUUCGGCAGAAAAUGGUUUUUAUUUUUAUAA